CAGAAGUAUCAAGUGAAAAAGGAAAAAAAAGAAAAAAAAGAAAACGUGAUUUCUGUACAUAACUUCUGCCGUCACUGCAUGAGGAAGCAAAGAACCAGUAUGUGAGAGGACACGUCUGACACUGCAGAGGUGCAAACACAGACACUGCAGCGAGGCUUGUUUUUUUUUACUGGCGGAUAACGUUUUUGCAAGACAGGAAACGAGAGACGCAGAGUUCCAACCCAGUUGUAGAAGACGAGAUCCUACUUAAAACAUCAGGCUGUUCUCAAGGUAGCACAUCAGCAGGGGAAAGGGGAAACAUCUACUAUGAAGGUAAAAUUCUGAAAGUAUCAUCUUAAUAGUAAAAAACGGACAUGGGUAGCGAGGAAAAAGAGAGCGAACCUCAACAAUCGCCAGAGGAACCGAAUUCAGCUGAGAAGGAAAAAGAAUCUCUUCUGGAGAACGAUAAGGGUCACCCGCCUGAGAACAAUGACCCUCUCGACACCUACAAGUGGCAUGUUGGCUCCAAGGCAGCACUCGAACAGGUGAAAGAAGAAGAAGGAACGGGUUCUUCAACAUCGGUACCUGAUAAGGUCCAGAAAUCCACAACCUCCAAGUGGAGCAAGAUGCAAAGCUGGCGUAAAGCACUGAGUGAAGAAUCUGGAGAUAAGUCUUCCAGUACUGGGCGAGGUGGAGAAGCAGCUAAAAACACUGGAACACGUAAGAAUCCAUUCAGACGGGCCCUGUCUGAGCCCCCAGGGACGCUGCUCGCUGCCCUGUCUCUGUCUAAUAGUGCUGCUCCAGCCUCAGCCGCUGUGGAGGCGUCAGGGGUCUCCUCCACUCAGCCUUCACAGAGAGGAGGUGGAGGGGCACUGUUCAAAAAGUACCUGAGGAACGUGUCCCAGAAACUGAAGAGGCCCAGGCUGCAGAGUCACAACAGCUCCCUGACAACAGAUGUGGGGGAGGCUGAGCCUGUACCAGCUGGUCCCAUUGAACUUCCAAGGCUGCAGUGGGUUCCUUCUCAGGAGGUCCCAUUAUGGGACAUUAGCAACUGUGUGCUUGAAGAUGGACAAAUUCUCAUCUCACCAGAGGAUGAGCCAACGAUGUGGACCCGCAACCGUGUCAGCAGCUGUUUGUCCAACCUCAGCAUGCAGAACCUCGCAGAUAUCGACACAGAAUGCAGUCCAGAUCACGUGGGCCUGUCAGGUGGACCCCGACCAAAGGCUCCAGAUGGUGGCGUGAGGGGACUAAUCAAGCGACGUCUUGAGAACAAGGUCAAAAGAAACAGCAACACCCAAAUGAACCCCAUUGGCCUAAGCAAAGGAAGCAGGCACUACGGUUCCAGAGAGUCCGUGUCGAUCCCAGUCAGUGCAGUAGGGAGUCUAGACUUGAGUGCGGACACCAGCACCAUCAUCAGGCCGGUCCACAGCUCUAUUUUGGGGGAAAAGUACUGCUUUGAGGUCAUAAACUCUGAGAACACCCACUGCUUCGGCUGCUCCUCGACUGCUGAGCGCGACCGUUGGAUUGAAGACUUGAGACGGGCUGCCCAGCCCAACAAGGAUAACAUUGAGCGCUUAGAGAACUCCUUAAGUCUUUGGAUAAAUGAAGCUAAGGAUCUGCCCCCAAAACGGCGGUAUUACUGUGAAUUACAUCUUGAUGGGACCCUCUUUGCUCGCUCCAGCAGCCGGGCUGUUGAAAAACCGUCCCACCGGUCCACCGUGGCAGGGGACAGUUCUACGGGGUCUACGGGAGCUUCUGGGGCCGGUGGUGGUGGUGUGGGUGGAGGGUGCCAGUUAUUCUGGGGUGAAUUCUUUGAACUGGACAACCUGCCCUCUGUUUCACAAAUCACCUUACACCUUUUCCGCGAAGAUGACCCCAAGAAAAAGCGUCACUCCCGAGAUGAGUCCACCUUGCACCCACUGGGCAGCGUGGCUGUACCUUUAGCUGAGAUCAGAGGGAGGACCUAUCAGGAGAAGUGGUAUCCUAUUAUUCCAUACAAGUCUUCGGGCUCAGCGGGGAACAAAGAACUGCUCGGACCCCAGGCUUCACUUCGUAUCAAGGCUCGCUUCCAGAAUUUGCAGGUGUUGCCCAUGGAGAAAUACAAGGAGUUUGCUGAGUAUGUAACAGUGGAUUACGUGGAAAUGUGCAGGAGCCUGGAGCCUCUUCUGAAUGUGAAGGAGAAGGAAGAGCUGGCAGGAGCUCUGGUCCAUGUACUGCAGAGCAUCGGCAAAGCCAAGGAGUUCCUCGUCGAUUUGGGCAGUGCGGAAGUGGAGCGUUUUGGACAGAAAGAGGCGCUAAUCUUCAGAGAGAACACACUGGCUACGAAAGCUAUCGAUGAAUAUAUGAAGUUGGUUGGGCAGAAAUAUCUCAUUGACACACUCGGAGACUUCAUCACCUGUCUGUAUGCCUCAGUGGACAGCUGUGAAGUUGACCCACGUAAAUGUCCUGCCUCUGAGAUUUCAAACAAUCAGAAACAUUUGAGAGAAACCUGUGAGGAAGUGGUGCAGAAGAUUACUGAGAUUCAUGGACCAUUUCCUGAAGAAUUAAACAGAAUCUUCUCCAGCUGGGUGGAACUGUGUGAAGACCAAGGCAGACCGGAGAUCGGCCACCGCCUCAUCUCUGCUUCUCUCUUUCUUCGCUUCUUAUGUCCUGCCAUCCUCAGUCCUUCUCUUUUUGGUCUGACACAGCCUUACCCAGAGCCAAACACCCUGCGUACCCUCACCUUAACUGCCAAAGUUGUACAGAAUUUGGCUAACUUCACCCUGUUUGGGGAGAAGGAGGAGUACAUGCUCUUCAUGAAUGAAUUCUUAGAGCAGCAUUGGGAUGGAAUGACUGGCUUUCUAAAAACCGUGUCCAAUCCAGAUACUGACAUCUCAAUGACCUCCUUUGAUGGCUAUGUGGACCUGCCUCUGCGCUUAGCUGUGCUGCACGGCCUGCUAGUAGACAUUAUUUACCAGAGAGACCAGGAAACAACUGACAAGCUGCAUCCUUUGCCUUUGAUACUGAACCAGAUUACAGAAUCACUAGGGCCUCAAGCCCCUCGGAUCACAGUCAGCAGCCACAUGGAGCCGAGCAAGCCUACAUAUGUUCCCCCUAAAGACCUGAGCAAGUACAGCCCUCACCAGUCAUCCCUCCAGCAGCUUCCUGUGGAUCCCAAAAGUCUCACAGAUUGGACUCGGAGGAGCAAGAGAGAGAGGAAGCCAGUCACCAGAACUCAGAGCGCUCCACACAGACCCAUCCAUGCAAAAUAUCCUUUGAAGAGACAGAGCAGUACUGAAUACGUGCAUGAAGAUGACCGCGUUAAAGAGAUGGAGUCUGAACAACCGCAUAUCUCCCCGCCAAAUCCACGUGACACCAUCAAGCGUCCACCUGCACCAGUUCCCUGGAUCAAAGUCAUGCAUAACAGGGAGACAGAUGAGACAAAGACUGAGAAUGAGCAGCUCAGCUUACUGGACAGGCACGCUCAGGAGCUGUCCGAGCUUCGUCUGGGAAUAAUGCAGGUGACCGAGCGUGAAGUGGACAUGGCAAAGAGGCUUGAGGACUUCAUUGUUCAAAGCCAGGACCAGAAUGCAAUGCUGCAGGCAGAGGUCACUGAACUACGGAAUCUGCUGGUUGUGCUAGAGGAUCAGCUUGCCAGCGCCACCUUCAGGCUGGGUGUGAUUGAGGAGGAGAGGGAGGAAGACGUGAGAAAACUGAGUGUCGCCACUGCAGCAGCCGAACGGAUGAAUAUUCUGGAGGAACAGUUUGCUGGCCUGAUGAAGGAAUUUCAGCGAUUCAGUGAAGCCUCCACCAGCUGCCAAAACAACAACCAGCACGCUGAAAAGAACAUACCACCAACACCUGUACCCACUGAAAAGGCUAUUUAGGGUCAUGGAAUAAUUGUAUAUUACAUAUAUAGUGGGUGAAAUACGUAUUGACACAUCACCAUUUUUCUCAGUAAUAUAUUUCUAAAGGUGCUAUUGAGAUGAAAUUUUCACCAGAUGUCGUACAACCCAAGUCAUCCAUACAUGCAAAGACACCAAAACAAAUAAGAACAGAAAUUAAUUAUAUGUUAUAUAAUGGAAUGACACAGUGAAAAGUAUUGAACACACUUACUGAAAUUGUUUAAUACUUUGCAUGAAAGCCUUUGUUGGUAAUGACCGCGGAGUGUUAAUUUUUUGCCAACAAGACAGAUGACAUGCUGAUAACAAAUUUAUCAUGAUAAUAUGUAAUGCCCGAAAAUGGUUUGUUGUGUAUUUCUGAUGACAGUUAAAGAUGUUUAGAAGGACAUAUGUUGUGUGCAAAUGUAUGAUUUCUUAAAGGGAACUCUAAGGCCAGAAUUUAGAUUUAAGUGUGUAAUUGAGUAAAGCACUAAUUUUUGAAGGAAAGUAAAUGUUGGAUUACACACCCAUAUAUAAUUGGGAAAUGAAGGAUGACCUGAUGACCUAGAGUGAACUCACAGGCCUGGGGAUUUCCAAGAAACUGAAAGUCAUUACACCUGUAUAUUGCUGGAAAAAGUGAUGUCACGGACAGCUGUUAUUAAUGGAGUAACCUCUGUUAGUUUGGAAAGGCCACCCACUUUACUGACCCUGAAUGUAUAAAAUGAUUGUCAUCCUUGUGUAUUUGAAGUGGUUUUUGCUGUUUUACAGGGACUCUGUGAGCUGAUUCCUUUUGCCAGCAAAAUAAAAAACUGUUGCUUUGA
Thalassophryne amazonica is the source of this 4660-nucleotide messenger RNA. It is a transcript of the gene rasal3, whose product is annotated as RAS protein activator like 3. Gene Ontology annotation, biological process: regulation of GTPase activity. The record is from RefSeq and is a predicted model, not a curated record. NCBI's taxonomy places the organism in Eukaryota, Metazoa, Chordata, Actinopteri, Batrachoidiformes, Batrachoididae. The coding region runs from base 354 to 3845 and encodes 1163 amino acids. The transcript has 19 exons.